Dreissena polymorpha is the source of this 1349-nucleotide messenger RNA. RefSeq names its product putative nuclease HARBI1. The transcript is spliced from 4 exons. Bases 157 to 1167 code for a protein of 336 amino acids. The record is from RefSeq and is a predicted model, not a curated record. Lineage: Eukaryota; Metazoa; Mollusca; Bivalvia; Myida; Dreissenidae.
AACCCUGUGAUAAAUGUCGGAUAAAUUUAACCCAGGGUUAAUUUUUUUGGGUAAGUGUUGUUGCAUCAUUUUGGUUAAACUUAUCCAGCGUUUUGUCUGGAUAAAUUUAACCCUGGUCUAAAGGUUGGUUAAAAUUUAUCCAUGUAAACAAACAAAAUGGCCGAAUUUUAUCUGUAUCGGAAUGCACGCAAUAAUCGACAACAUUCUUUGAAUGUUGAUUUAAAUGAUGAAGAAAUGCGCAGUCGUUAUAGAUUUUCAAAUGAAAAUAUUGAUAGAAUUUGUGACUUAAUAGGCGGAAAAAUCGAAAGAUCGACACAGCGUUCAAACGCACUUUCUGUCAAACUACAGGUUUUAAUUACAUUACGGUACCUGGCGUCCGGCAAUUUUAUGCAGACCGUGGGGGACACUUUCUGCGUCGAUAAAGGUACUGUUUCCAGAGUGGUAAAGUCCGUUGUCAGCCAGUUGUGUUCCCUCAAAAAUCGGUUUAUCACAUUUCCAACGACAGCUGAAGUUGUACGCAGGGAACAAAACGCAUUUUACAAUAUGCAUGGUUUUCCCUGCGUUAUAGGGUGCAUUGAUGGCACACAUGUCCGCAUACUGUCUCCAGGCUCCCCUGCUGAGAGAGACUAUGUUAACCGGAAAAACUUCCAUAGCAUCAAUGUGCAAGUGACAUGUGACAGCCGAGGUCUUAUCACCAGCAUCAAUGCAGCAUGGCCGGGAGCUGCACACGAUGCCCAUGUCUUCAGAAGUUCAGCAAUAGGAAAGUACUUAGAUCGGCAUCACCGAAGUUUGGAAAAUGGUGUUCUUCUUGGGGACAGUGGGUAUCCCUGUCGCACGUUCCUGCUGACACCGUAUCUAAACGCUACUAACGCUGUCCAAGAACGGUACAAUGACAGUCACAGCAAGACACGAUGCUGCAUUGAGCGCCUCUUUGGUGUUUGGAAGAGACGCUUUCACAUCCUUCACGCUGAGAUAAGACUGAAGCCAGAGAAAUGCAGCAAUGUGAUUAUAGCGUGUGCUGUUCUUCACAAUCUUGCCAAACUGUGGGGUGAGCCGGAAGUACUUCCCGAGGACGAACUGCGUUACGUGGAAACCCCGGCAUACAUCGGGCACCAGGAUGGUCGUGGUAUACGAGACCAUAUCGCCAAUAACUAUUUUGAUCGCUGAAAUGUGCACAUGCAUAGAAAGCAAACAUGAGAAAAAGUAAAAAAAAAUAUAUAAAGUGGCAUUAUCAUAUAUUUAUAUAUAUACAACCAAAAAUAUGAACAGUUACCCAUGUGUGUGACAGUGGUUUUUUAACAUAUUUUGCACAUAAAAAGAAUUUACCGUCGCUUAAAGCAAACUAUUUC